Messenger RNA from Sporisorium graminicola, 1446 nucleotides. RefSeq lists its product as uncharacterized. The record is from RefSeq and is a predicted model, not a curated record. The coding region runs from base 1 to 1446 and encodes 481 amino acids. The transcript has 2 exons. Lineage: Eukaryota; Fungi; Basidiomycota; Ustilaginomycetes; Ustilaginales; Ustilaginaceae. Gene Ontology annotation, molecular function: oxidoreductase activity, acting on paired donors, with incorporation or reduction of molecular oxygen; monooxygenase activity.
AUGACCCCUCCAAAUGCCACGCACGACACGGCCUCGGCUGUGGGCCAGCUGAGCCUCUCGGACAACGCACCGCAGAAGCGUAUCAUUUUGUACGCUUUCAUGAUGGGCUGUUCGGGCCACCAGUCUCCAGGACUCUGGACGCACCCAGCCGACCGAUCUCGCCACCACAACAAGCUCUCGUACUGGAUCGAUCACGCCAAGCUACUCGAAGCUGGCCAUUUUGACGGGCUCUUCCUGGCCGAUGUGCUCGGAGGCUACGAUGUGUAUGCGGGCAACCUCGAUGCUGCCCUUUCCUCGGGUGCGCAGUUCCCUGUCAUCGACCCGCUUCUACUGAUCUCUGCCAUGGCCGCGGCUACGACCAACCUCUCGUUCGGCAUUACGGCAACGACGUCGUACGUGCAUCCUUACGAGCUGGCACGACGCUUCUCGACGCUCGACCACCUUACUAACGGUCGCGUCGGAUGGAAUGUUGUUACCGGCUACCUCGAUUCUGCCGCGCGCCAGUUUGGAGCAAAGAACCAGGACCUGCACGCAAAGCGCUACGAGGUCGCCGACGAGUACAUGGACGUCGUGUACAAGCUGUGGGAAAGCAGCUGGGCGGAUGAUGCGGUGGUUCAGGACCCGAGCAAACCGCUCUACACGCGCCCCGAGCGUGCGGGCUCGUCCGGCCCUGGCAUGGCGUUCGCUGCCAAGCACGCCGAAGUGAUCUUUAUUGCAGCACACAAGCCGGAGGUGGCCAAGAAGCGUGUAGAUGCUGCGAGGGCGGGAGCGAAGGAGGCUGGGCGCGAUCCGGCCAGCCUCAAGGUGCUCGCCCUGCUGUGUCCCAUCAUCGGGAAGACGGACGAAGAGGCACAAGCAAAGUACAAGGAACACCUGGAGCAGGGAUCCGACGACGGCGCACUGGCUCUCUUUGGCGGCUGGACCGGUAUCGACCUCUCGACUUACUCGGAAGACGAAGAGCUACGCGCCACCGAGUCCAACGCAAUCAAGUCUGCUGUCGAGAACUUCGCCACGCAAGACCCCCACGUGCCCAAAUGGAACAAAGCUGCGGUAGCCAACAAGAUCAAACUCGGCGGCUUGGGUCCCACCAUCGUGGGUAGUCCCUCGUCCGUCGCCAACCAGCUGCAGGACUGGGUCGAUAAAGCCGGUGUGGACGGCUUCAACCUCGCCUACACCCUCGCUCCAGGUACCUUUGAAGACUUUGUCCAGCUUGUGGUUCCUAUCUUGAAGGAGCGCGGUGUCGUCUGGGCCGAUUACCCGCAGGUCGAGCAGCCACAGAAGGAAAACGUCACCGACGGGCCCAAGGAAGGGUUUGGCAUCAACGAGCAUGUGGGGAUUACUUCGAGGGAGAAGCUGUACGGUGUUGGGCAGAAAACAUUUAGGAAGGAUCACUACGCUUCCAAGUUCACCUGGAAAGCGGGCCAGGAGGCGCCUGCGCUCGACUAG